Messenger RNA from Zophobas morio, 1692 nucleotides. Its product is annotated as RING-type E3 ubiquitin-protein ligase PPIL2. The transcript has 7 exons. The coding region runs from base 77 to 1633 and encodes 518 amino acids. Gene Ontology annotation, biological process: protein peptidyl-prolyl isomerization; protein folding; protein polyubiquitination. Gene Ontology annotation, molecular function: peptidyl-prolyl cis-trans isomerase activity; ubiquitin protein ligase activity. The record is from RefSeq and is a predicted model, not a curated record. Gene Ontology annotation, cellular component: catalytic step 2 spliceosome. NCBI's taxonomy places the organism in Eukaryota, Metazoa, Arthropoda, Insecta, Coleoptera, Tenebrionidae.
CAAGUACAUUGUUUUGACACUUCUGCAUUUCGCUACGUAACCUCAAACUCGACAAUUUUUACUCAAAUCGAACGAAAUGGGGAAACGACAGCACCAAAAGGACAAAAUGUACUUGACGUACACCGAAUGGACUACGUUAUAUGGGGGUAAAAAGUCAGGCUACACCACCGCAGAAGAAGACCACUUUAAACGACUCCCAUUUGACCAUUGUUGCUUGUCUUUGCAACCUUUUGAAAUUCCGUACUGUGACCUCGAUGGUAACAUCUUUGAUCUAGAACCAUUACUACCUUUUUUGAAAAAGUUCAAAAUUAACCCAGUCACGGGCAAACCUUUGGAUUUCCGCACUCUAGUACAACUCAACUUUUACAAAAACACGGAAGGCGAGUUCGAGUGUCCCGUUUUGUUUAAACAGUUCACGAAAAGUUCGCACAUUGUGGCCAACGCUGUCACCGGAAACGUCUACCUGAUGGAAGCUGUAGAACAACUAAACAUCAAAAACAAGAACUGGAAGGACUUAAUCAACGACCAACCGUUCGAAAGGAAAGAUAUUAUAACGUUGCAGAACCCUGUAGACUUGUCUAAAUUCAACAUUUCGACUUUUUAUCACAUUAAAAACAACGUGAGAGUGGAAACUGAAGAGGAAAUUGCGGCAAAAGGCGACCCACAAGCGCAUUUAAAAAAUAUCAACCCUGAAACUAAAUACACUCUAGAGGAGCUCAAAAGGGACUACAAAGAACCCACUAUUAGUAUAAAUAAAGUUGAAGUGAAGGCGAAAGCUGAUAAGUUUAAUGCGGCGCAUUUUUCGACGGGGGCUGUCGCCGCAGCUUUUACUUCGACGGUGAUGGAGCCUAAACUGGUCCAUGAAGCCGCCGUCAAACACGAGGAUGAAGUGCGAUAUGACCGCGUUAAAAAAAAGGGGUACGUGAGAUUGGUGACGAAUCUCGGACCUUUAAAUCUUGAAAUUUACUGCGACGACGUGCCAAAAGCGUCUGAAAAUUUUGUAAGACACUGUGAAAAUGGGUACUACAAUGGUACCAAGUUUCACAGGUCUAUUAGGAAUUUCAUGAUUCAAGGUGGGGAUCCUACUAACACCGGGACUGGGGGCGAGUCUAUAUGGGGUAAAAAAUUCGAAGAUGAGUUCAGGCCGAAUUUAACCCAUACGGGACGAGGGGUCUUGUCUAUGGCCAAUUCCGGUAAAAACACAAAUGGGUCACAAUUUUUCAUUACGUACCGGUCGUGCAAACAUCUAAACAAUAAACAUACGAUUUUCGGACGGUUGGUAGGUGGGAUGGAAUCUUUAACAGAAAUGGAAAAAAUAGAAGUGGAUAAUAAAGAUAAACCAAUUGAAGAUAUAGUCAUAAUUAAGGCGCAAGUUUUUGUAAAUCCGUUUGAAGAAGCAGAUGAACAAUUGGCUAAAGAAAGAGAAGAAGAAGCGAAGAGACAAAGGGAGGAAGAAGCAAUGAAAAAGAGAAAACUGGAAGCUCAGAAGACGUUAAAAGUGUACAAAAGCGGCGUCGGGAAGUACAUAAAUCUGGAAGCUGUGAAAAACACCCCUGAUGCCAACAGCGAGGACGCUAAAGACGCCCCACUCCAAAAAAAGAAAAAAAAGAAGUUUUCGUUCGACAAUUGGUGAAUUUUCAGCUAUAAAAAUAUACAAUACAUAUAUAAUAAUUUCAAUAAAUUACGUGUUCA